AUGGCUUCUGCGUUGGUCAGGCUCUUCUCGAAGGUUGGCAGACAGACCUCUCGACCAUGGGGUGCAUGUCAAGUUGGACUUUGGUUGCAGAACAGAUCCACAAGCUCUGCUCCAGAUAUGACCUCAGAGCAGACGACCAGGAUGGGGAUCUCCUUCUCUCCGUUGCAAACCUAUUCAGAGGAGGAGGGCAUGAUGAGGGAUACAGUGAAGAAGUAUGCACAUGAGCGCAUCGUCCCAUUUGUGUCAAAGAUGGAUGAGGAUUCUGCCAUGGAUGAAGAAGUGAUCAAAUCUCUUUUCGAGCAGGGUCUCAUGGGCAUCGAGAUUGACCCAGAGUAUGGCGGCACGGGUUCCACAUUCUUCUCUUCCAUUCUGGUCAUUGAGGAGCUGGCAAAGGUGGACGCCUCUGUGGCUGUGCUAUGUGACAUCCAGAAUACACUGAUCAACACAAUGGUGGCCAACUUGGGUACCCCAGCGCAGAAAGAAAAGUAUCUCACCCGACUGUCAACUGACACGGUAGGCAGUUUCUGCCUGUCCGAGGCAGAGUCAGGAAGUGAUGCCUUUGCUCUGAAGACAAGUGCUGAGAAACACAAAGACUAUUACAUUAUCAAUGGGUCGAAGAUGUGGAUCAGCAAUGCAGAGCAUGCUGGGAUAUUCCUGGUGAUGGCAAAUGUUGACCCAUCUGCUGGAUACAGAGGUAUUACCUGUUUCAUUGUGGACAGGGACACAGAGGGUCUUGAGAUUUGCAAAAAGGAGAACAAGCUGGGCCUACGUGCCUCUUCCACCUGCCCACUCAACUUUGAUAAUGUCAAGGUCCCAGAGAAUAACAUAUUGGGUAAGGUUGGCCAGGGUUACAAAUAUGCCAUUGGAAUGUUGAAUGAGGGGAGGAUAGGUAUUGCUGCUCAGAUGCUUGGGCUGGCACAAGGUUGCUUUGACCACACUGUUCCUUACACUAGACAGAGGGUGCAGUUUGGGAAACGUAUCUUUGACUUCCAGGGCAUGCAGCACCAAAUAGCCCAUGUGGCAACACAGAUUGAAGCAGCCAGGUUGUUGACUUACAACGCUGCCCGCCUGAAGGAGGCUGGAAGACCUUUUAUCAAGGAGGCCUGUAUGGCUAAAUAUUUUACUGCAGAGGUUGCAACCCUAACCACAUCAAAAUGCAUAGAAUGGAUGGGAGGGGUAGGGUUCACCAAAGACUAUCCCAUAGAGAAAUACUACAGAGACUGUAAAAUUGGUACAAUUUAUGAGGGCACAACAAAUGUCCAGCUAUCCACCAUGGCCAAGUUCAUCGAUAAGGAAUACGAACACUGAGCUGAUCCUGUCGAACCCCUAUGGAUUUGCACUCUUGUGUGACACUCCUUGAUUUUAUCUAGUGACUCAUAUUGCAGUUAUAAUGUAACAAGUAUUACUGUAAGCCCAGUUUCCUGUUCAGUUUUUUUUGCUGCUGUUGUGUGUUUGUACACACACUCUGAAUAGCCCCAUUUCUGUCCUUAUACUUGUAAAGUAGUUGUGUAAAUACCUUGCUCCUCCAAAAGAUAGUCUGUUACAUUUUUCCAUCCGUGGAUAGGCUACCCAAUGAUUAACGGGCAGGCUAAAUCCUUUUUUAUUAUUAUUAUUAACAACCUGUGUCUUAUUUACAUAGUUUUUGCCAUCAUGCGUAUCUGUGAUACAUGUUUUGCUCACCUUCCCACCUUCCAAACCCCUCAGAAGUUUGUAAUGCCCCAUCGUUGUAAAACAGUAGUCCAAUGUCCAGAAUCUCUAAGAGGAAGCUGAUGAGUAAAAUGAUAUCAUAACCGAUAUACAACAUAGCAGCAAUUGGAAAAAUAAGACCCAGGUUGUAAAAAAAAAAAAACCCAGAAUUAUCAUUUAAGUUGUUCUGGUUUGAAUUAAUGUAGCCUAUGUGAUUUUCCCUUGCCUUUUUUUUUCCAGAUGUUUUUUGACUAUCACUUAGCGUAUACAUAUUUGCUCAAGCCAUGCCUCAUGUCCUGCUAUUCAAACAAAUGCCUAUGUUCCUGUUUUGAUACAGAGCCAAACAUAUAAGCGUGAGAAUUACUUCUGGAAAUAUGGUGAUUGAGAUGAAUUUGCCAGUGCCUUCACUGCGUGCAUGCGUGUGUGUGUGUGUGUCUUGUGAGGCUCUGAUCCUCAAGACUUUAUGGAUGUAACGUAUUUUCAAUUUUUUUUGUGUAACAGCUUAAUCUCUUAUUUUUUUUUCAAUUUUUUUGCAACAGUUUUCUUCACUUGAAUUAGGCAAACAAGUCAACAGCACUCUUGCUAAAUAUGGAUAAUGUACAGUGCUUUGUUAAGAGGACAUGGGGAGAAUAUUUCAUAUGACUACUAAAGCGGUUGUCUGGUUCACUUAGACUGACUCAGAGUGAUAUGUCGUACCUGACAGUAGUAAUAAAUUUUUCAAGUAUGAUUGUAAAAAGCAGUUGUUUUUUGUGCUACUGACAUGUCACCUAUCGGGUCACUA
This is a messenger RNA of Lampris incognitus (smalleye Pacific opah), 2467 nucleotides long. It is a transcript of the gene acadsb, whose product is annotated as acyl-CoA dehydrogenase short/branched chain. NCBI's taxonomy places the organism in Eukaryota, Metazoa, Chordata, Actinopteri, Lampriformes, Lampridae. The transcript is spliced from 11 exons. Gene Ontology annotation, cellular component: mitochondrion. Gene Ontology annotation, molecular function: acyl-CoA dehydrogenase activity; flavin adenine dinucleotide binding. The coding region runs from base 1 to 1308 and encodes 435 amino acids. The record is from RefSeq and is a predicted model, not a curated record.